AUGUGCUACGUCUGCCGCAAGGACAUUGGCGAGGAGGGCUACCGCCACUUUUGCGACCACUUCCGCCCCGACGGCGACCCGAAACGCUGCACCGAGUGCUCCCGCUGCAACCUCUGGGAGGCCGACGACACCGAGCUCCUCCUGCGCAAGGCCAAAGAGGACGCCGAGAAAAAGUGGAUGGAGAGGGAGAAGCGGGCCCUGUCCGGCGCCGAGCGCAAGUUUCUCGAGACCGGCUUCUCGGGCGCCGGUGGCCGCGCCGUCGUCGAGACUAUGCUCACGAGGAGACGGAUCCCCACCUUGCCCGAGUUUCUCGACACUAUUCUCGAACUCAUGUUUUACUAA
Parascedosporium putredinis is the source of this 342-nucleotide messenger RNA. The record is from the annotation of a GenBank genome assembly. Lineage: Eukaryota; Fungi; Ascomycota; Sordariomycetes; Microascales; Microascaceae.